Molecule: messenger RNA, 4208 nt
Organism: Chanos chanos (milkfish)
Lineage: Eukaryota; Metazoa; Chordata; Actinopteri; Gonorynchiformes; Chanidae
Gene: srebf2
Product: sterol regulatory element binding transcription factor 2
Exons: 19
Coding region: 201-3704 (1167 amino acids)
Biological process (GO): positive regulation of cholesterol storage; positive regulation of transcription by RNA polymerase II
Cellular component (GO): nucleus
Molecular function (GO): DNA-binding transcription factor activity, RNA polymerase II-specific; protein dimerization activity; RNA polymerase II cis-regulatory region sequence-specific DNA binding
Source: RefSeq, a predicted model, not a curated record
AAGAUGGCCGUCCUUAAUUCGGAAAUGGGUUUCACCGCACAGAAACCUGCCUCUCUGAGGCAAUAAAGAAUUGUGUAUGAACCUGAAGUAAUUUGAAACGUUUCGGUCUUAAGAAAAGAGGACUACAGGAGUCAUAUUACGUUUUUUAUAACCAGUAAUUCCCGGUGGGAAGCCGGGCGGAGCCACGUACGAAAUAGAGAAUGGACGGAGGGGAAUACAUAUCGACAAUGGAAAACAUGGACCCGACGUUGUCAGAGCUCGGAGAUGAAUUUACUCUUGGUGACAUCGAUGAGAUGCUUCAGUUUGUCAGUAACCAGGUCGGGGAUUUCCCUGACCUGUUUGAGGACCAACUGGGUUCUGGAUCCAUGCAGAAUGGGACGGGCGGGUCACACCGCCAAGCCCAGUCCACCCAGACCUGCUCUCAGACCCCGCAGACGACGGCCCCGGGAACCGUGUUCCAAAACGGCAGCGUACCCCUGACCCCCGCGCCCGCCCUCCCGCUCACCCCCCCGCACACGCCGGUCCAAACGACCGCCGCCGGCCAGCAGCAGCAGCAGCAGCAGCAGGUCCGCACCCCCCCUCUCCUCCAGCCCAGGCCGCAGGUCCAGGUCCAGGCCCAGACCAUCCCGGUCCAAACGCAGGCCCUCACCGUGCAGACGCAGAGCUUCCCCAUGCAGACGCUGGCCGUGCAGACGCACGGACAGACCCUCCCCAUGCAGACGCAGGCGCAGCCGGCACAGACCGUCAUGAUCACCCCCGGGGCGACCCAGUCCCGAUUCAUCCAGAACCAGGUCAUCUGCCACCAAGUCCCCACCACCGGGUUCCAAGUUCUGCAGCCUCAGGUGCAGAGCAUUGUGACAUCACCACAGGUCCAGCCAAUGACAAUCCAGCACCAGCGUGUGCUAACCCCAGCAGGGCAGACCAUCCAGACGCUGUCCACAGCGCCCACUGCUGUUCACACCGUCUCACAGCAAGUCCAACAGGUUCCUGUUCUGGUGCAUCAGCCUCAGAUUCUGAAAACAGACUCGCUGGUUUUGACCACGCUGAAACCGGACGGCACUCAGGUUCUCUCCACCGUGCAGAACCCGACUGGCAUCACCACCCUUACCACGCCCAUCCAGACCACCGCCCUCCAGGUUCCUACUCUGAUGGGCAGCAACAUUCUGACUACUGUGCCUGUCAUGAUGGGGGGUGGGGACAAGCUCCCAAUCAAACAGCUCUCUUCAGGCACCACCCACGCAGUGGGCGGGGCCAGGACAGCCACGGAGCAGGGAGUGAUGCAGGCCGGACAGGGAGGAGCGGUUAAGGAGGGCGAGAGGAGGACCACCCACAACAUCAUCGAAAAACGUUACCGUUCCUCCAUCAAUGACAAGAUCUUGGAGCUCCGCGACCUCGUCAUGGGCAACGACGCCAAGAUGCAUAAAUCCGGAGUCUUGCGUAAGGCCAUCGAUUACAUCAAGUACCUGCAGCAGGUCAACCACAAACUGAGGCAGGAGAACCUGGCUCUCAAAAUGGCCAACCAGAAAAACAAAUCGUCAAUCUGUCUGCCGGACGACGUGGAGAUGAAGCCAGAGGUGGCCAUAAUAUCACCUCCUCCGUCGGACUCUGGGUCCAAUUCUCCGCCCCAGUUCUCCCCGUUUGGCGUAGACUCGGAACCUGGCAGCCCUCUACUGGACCACGAACAGCUGAAGAGCGAGCCUGAUUCGCCCACCAACGUGGGAGUGAUGGACCGUUCGCGUCUUCUCCUCUGCGCUCUGACGUUCUUCUGUUUGUCUCUGAACCCUCUGCCCUCUCUGCUGGGCUCUGAUGUCAGGACUGGGCCGGGUUUGGCCACGGGCGAACACCUGCCCGCACGAUCCCUCUUUGGCCUGCCCAGCCAAACCCAAAACUUCGCGUCGUGGCUGUGGUGUCUGUUGCCGUGGGUUACCGUGUGGGUGUUGAGUGGGGUCGGGGCGGUGUGGGGGUGCGUGAGGGUGCUCUACCUGUGGGAGCCCGUCACGCCUCUCCACUCGCCCAAAUCCGUGGCCUUCUGGAGACAACGCAAGCAGGCCGACCUGCACCUGUACAGGGGUGACUAUGCCGCUGCGGUGGCCAGUUUAGAAAACUGCCUGUCCAUCUUAUCCAGAGCCCUGCCCACUUCCGGUUUAGACCUCGCCUGCUCCCUUUCCUGGAACCUUGUUCGAUACUGCCUGCAUAGCCCCACCCCUCUGGGUUGGCUGGUUCGUCAGGUUGGGGGAAGACACAAGGGGGAGGAGUCUCAGACGAGCUCCCGAGAUGCGGCGUUGGUCUACCAUAGGCUCAGCCAGCUGCAGCUCACGGGUAAAGUGUCAGAGCGUAGCAGUGUGUGGAGUCUGUCUCUGUCUCUGAGUGCGGUGAAUCUGAGUGAAAGUGCCCAGGGCAAAAUGCCCCCUGCCCAGCUGCCCCACAUCUACGCCACAGCUGCCAUCGCCCUCAGGACCACGCUGGGCCACCACCUCACCUGUCUGCCCGGCUACCUGCUGAGCUGUGCCGAGACUGUGGCCGGUCAGUCAGACUGUCGGCCUCUCCCAGACGGUCUUCGCUGGCUCUUCACGCCAUUGGGCAGACAGUUUUUCCUCAGCUGUGAUUGGUCGGUGACGUCUGAGAACAAAGAGGGCGUGUACACGUCCCAGCGAGACGAAGCUGAUCCUGUGGCUCAGUUACAUAGGUGUUUCUGUGAGAAGCUCCUGGAGAGAGCUGUGCACUGUCUCAUACAGCCUCACACGGAGACCGAGACGAGCAAACGCAAAGAUGACUCAGGGGAGUUCUCGAGCGCGCUGGAGUUUCUCCAGCUGUUGAACAGCUGUACGGAGGAUAGCCCCGCCCCCUCUCCACCCUUCCCUGCCCCACCCAAUCACACCACCACGGCAGUGGGAGACCCUGUGUGUCGCUGGUGGGCAUUAGUGCUUAAGGCAGCUGUCCACUGGCUGCAAGGCGAUGAUGCGUCUGUGAGGUCACUCUUAGCAGAAGCCGAGCGCAUGCCCAGAGCACUUCACACACUUGACCACCCAUUGCCGAAGUCUGUGCAGCAGCUGUGUAAGGCGGUUCAGAUGAGUCUGUGUGUGCAGAAAGGAGACGGAGCCCUUGUGUGUCUGACUCACUGUGAGAGAGCCAGUGCCUAUCUCAGAGCCAGCAUCUCUGUCUCUGUGACACACACCAACCCCUGGCUAAACAAGGGGGUGGAGCUUCUGGUCUGUGACCUCUUACUGACCCUCAGAACCAGCCUAUGGCAGAGAGGAGGCGGAUCCAACGGAGAGCCGGCGCCCGCACAUGGCUCCCAAUUGGCCGGCUUCCAGAGAGACCUGAGUUCAUUGCGCAAGCUGGGCCAGGGCUACAGACAGGCCCAGCACAAGGUUUUCUUACAUGAGACCACAGUCAGGCUGAUGGCAGGUGCCAGUCCAACACGCACACACCAGCUACUGGAACACAGCCUCCGACGCCGCACGCAAAACUCUGGAUACACAGCAGAAGGUGACUGCAUACUUGGUGAGCGAGAGCGAGCUCACGCCAUCCUGUUGGCGUGCCGACACCUCCCCUUGCCUCUGCUGACCCCGCCCGGGCACCGCGCCCGCCUUUUGGCCGAAGCGAAACGGACGCUGGAGCGCGUGGGCGACCGUCGCUCGGUACAGGACUGUCAGCAGAUCCUGCUCCGUCUGGGAGGGGGCACCACCAUUGCCGCAUCCUGAACACAUUCCCCUCCCAACCCCCCACCACCACACCCAAAACAAUCGGCGCAAAUCCAUUUAUUACUCACGCCAGACACACACUGACAGGCCUCGGCGGUUAGCGAAAGCUCUUUCAGCUAGGCCAACAUGAGGAACCGUUUGUGCUAGUUUUCAGAGGCGCUUGUUAUAUUUCUUCUUUGUUAGUAAUUGGACAAGUUGGGUUGGUGGUUUAGAGACAGCAUAGCAAUGACUGUUGGAAGAUAUUCCCCCUCACAUGGCCCUUCCAAAGUAUGCUUCUGACCAACAAUGUUAGAUAGUAUUCCUGAAUAUUUAUGGCAGCCACAGAAAUAGGAAAAUAGUAGCCAACGUUAGCAAGCUGCGGCUGUUGUUGGUGGGUGGAGCACAGUCCUGGUAACAGGUCUUAAAUCACUUAACAAAUGCAAACACACCUGGGACAGCAAUGAACUGAAUUUGGUAGAACUCUUUGUCCACCUACUGAGUGUAAAAGAGCCACAUAAACAGGUC